Trichobilharzia regenti is the source of this 729-nucleotide messenger RNA. The record is from the annotation of a GenBank genome assembly. Lineage: Eukaryota; Metazoa; Platyhelminthes; Trematoda; Strigeidida; Schistosomatidae.
AUGCUUAGCAAUAUCUUUAAUGUUACAGCCAAUCUUCCUUUCAGUUAUAAAAUUAUCGGAGGCGAUUUCAACUUGCCAGAAGUAUCAUGGUCUUCACUCCGAGGACCCCAAAGGUACGAUAAUCUCAUAAAUUCCAUCGUCACAGGAGGGUGGACACAACACAUAAAUUCACCCACUAGAUCCGCAAAUAUCCUAGACCUUAUUUUCACGAACAACAUAACGCCAUCUACCGUACAUGUUGGACAUGAAUUUCCAGGUAGUGACCAUAGAAUAGUAGUUUGUUCUUUUGACAUCUUUCCUGAAACAAAACGCAGAGAUGAAGCUGGCCAGAUACCUAUGAGAUUGUACACACAUGCUGACUGGGACUUGUAUCAGCACCUAAUUAGAUGUUCUAAUUGGGACUCGUACUUUUCGAACCAGUCCUUAGAUGCAAUUCUUAACAACUUCUAUCAGAAUAUUAACUCAAUUCACGACGUCAUUGCACCCGAGAAGAUUCUUAACUUCAGAUUCCCCCAAAGUGAUUAUAUUCCGACAUCGUUUAGAAGAAGUCUACGUAAGCACUCAAUAAAAUACUACAGAUAUCAUGACUUAUCGUCAUUAAUUGCCAUAACGUCCCUUCUCAGUAGAAUUGAAGAGUUGAGAAAUAUAGGCCUCAGAAACAAAGAAAUGCAGGCCAUUCAUGCACCGCAUAACUCAGGAGAAAUAGCCAAACUUUUUAAAAAUGACUAA